Molecule: messenger RNA, 922 nt
Organism: Caenorhabditis angaria
Lineage: Eukaryota; Metazoa; Nematoda; Chromadorea; Rhabditida; Rhabditidae
Source: the annotation of a GenBank genome assembly
AUGUCUACUUCUAUCUAUGACUACGAACAUCCAGCUCACGCUUUGCCACGAGAAUGUUUUGGAGUUGUCUUCAAACAUGUAAGUUCGAAAAUUUCAUUUUUCUAACUUAUCUAUUAUAAAAUUUUGUUUCAGCUCGAGAGAAAAGAUGUGCCAAAACUCCGAAAAACCUGCUCAUUCAUGGAUCAAGUUUACAAAAAGGAACGAAACGAUAUUCCUGGACCACAUUGCAACGCCAAAAUCCAAUACACCAACGAACAACUCACUCUCACUGUCAGCUCCCAAAACACCAAAUUAGUGCCAAGAGAUGUGGAAUUGUCGGAAUGGCGACUUGUGUUUCGCAACGCGGAAUGUGUUCACUUGGAAAUCAACACCGAUAGUGAUAUUCCGAUGCAUCUCAUCGAUCAAAUUCUAUGCUGCGACUCGAUUGAAGAUAUCAAAUACAAUGGUCCAAAAAUCAGCGAGGAAAUGCUGAAUCGAUUGAAUGAAGCAGUUCAAUAUGAAAUGGAAUUGAAAGUGGAGGAAUGGGCUGUCAAUAUGACUGGAACCUCAAAAUUGACCAAGAUCAACAUCCUAAACCCAAUUGCUUGUCUUGAUGAUAUUAUCGAGAUAAUGCAACUUGUUCCCGAUAUCAAUGUUUGUAUGUCUUGGCAAACUCUCGUCAAUGGCAUGCGUUCUCUUGAGGUGAGUUCAGCACUUUCAUAUUUUUUUUUGUUUCAUUUUUUAAUAAAAUAUUUUUCAGAAACUUCGAAACUCUCAAAUUGUCCCUGAUUGGCAAUUCAAUGUUCACGAAAUUGUUGGUGGAGCAAUGAUUCAAGCGGCUUCUGAAGAGUUGCAACAAAUUGUCCAAAACAUUUUUGGAGAUGAUGUUUAUAGCAGCAUCACCACAACUAAUAAUCAUAUUACUGUAACUGUCAGAUCAUAA